AUGUUGAACGUGAUUAUUCGCCAAUACUUUUGGAUUGGAAAUAACGAAGCAAUCAGACCAAAAGGAGGGACCGGUUACCCGACGGACACGGAAAAAUGCACCAAGCCAAAGCCAUCACCACAAGAAGACCGAGCUGGCCGUCCGGCUCUAACACAAUCGCCAGCACCACCAUCGUUGAAGUCCCAACAGGAGUAA
Molecule: messenger RNA, 195 nt
Organism: Fomitiporia mediterranea MF3/22
Lineage: Eukaryota; Fungi; Basidiomycota; Agaricomycetes; Hymenochaetales; Hymenochaetaceae
Exons: 3
Coding region: 1-195 (64 amino acids)
Source: RefSeq, a predicted model, not a curated record